Messenger RNA from Caenorhabditis elegans, 480 nucleotides. The record is from RefSeq. Lineage: Eukaryota; Metazoa; Nematoda; Chromadorea; Rhabditida; Rhabditidae.
AUUGGCAAUGAGUUUUUCGAAAAAAGAAAGUGACUUUCAAAAAGUGUAUCAGAAACUGCAAGAGCAACAAAACGAGGAAAAGCAGUUGUUCAUGAAGCAAAACUACGAAAAGUUGCCUUCGUGGUCUCGUCACGAAGUUUCAUCUGGAAUACUUGGUUCGCAACAUGCAACCUCAGGUGUGCUUGAAGGUCUGUGCAAAAAAGUUCAGCAACAUUUUGAUGAGGAUCGGGAGAAGUUUAUGAAGGAGAACGCAGAUAAGGUGUCAUCGUGGUCGAAAUGAGCGAAAUGAUCAAUGAACCAAUCAACCGACAACUUCUAAUAAUUUUCAACUAUUAAGAAUCAAAGAUUGCUUGAAAUACAUGUAUUCAUCAAAGUUUUAAAAAUGCUCUUAUAUCAUGAUAACAAAUACAAUAUUUUGGACGGUAAUAAUGUUUGGAGUGUUGCAGGAAAUUAUUGACAAUAAAGUUUCCAAAUAUUUGC